AUUCUUUGGUUGUAGGGAACAGUUUCCAGUAAAUGAGAUUGGAUAGCGUCAUACGAGGAAAUUGAUUGAUAAUACGUCGUUUUUAGAGUUUUUUUUAAUUUUAUUAUUAUUUUAUAUAGUUUUCAGUGCGUGACCGGCAUCACCUGGGCUUUUUUCUAAAACUAAUUUUUCACUUUCCAAGAACUUGUUUCUUAGCACACCACAAUAGCGGGGUCAACGUAUGCGCAGGAAACGCGUAAGAAAAAGUAAGAAAACUGCAGGAAACCUCAGGUGCAGACAAAACUGAGCUCUGAUGUGCACCGGUAACCUUCAAUACAUUGUCGUGAAAGGAAAACAAAAAAACACAGCGUGUGGACAACAGUUUCAGGAUUUCCCAAGGUUGAGAAAGUUCGUGUAGUGUGACGUUUUGGUUUUAUUUACAUUGUUUUUUUUUUACUGUUGUUCUAAUAUACGUGGUUUUGUUACUCAUAAUGGCUGGGUCGUGUCGCAGCUCAGCUAUCGACUUUGACAGCAUUCCUUUGACGGCGCUGAAUUUUACUGUUAGAAAGAAGCUUUCUCUUUAUUUGAAUCCGAAGCAUGUGUCCGCCGCAGACUGGACUGCCCUGGCAGAGGCAAUGGGAUUCGAGUACCUGGAAAUCAAAAACUACGAACAGCACCAGAAUCCCACAAAAAUGAUACUGGAGAACUGGCAAGGGACGAGCGCGCAGGCCACCGUGGGGAGGCUGCUGGAGAUGCUCAUAGCGGUGGAGCGAGUCGAUGUUAUAUCUGACCUGCAAGGGCUAAUUGAGGAAGACUGCAGGAAGUAUCUCAAGAAGAAGCAGCUUCAAGAGCAGCCCGUGCAGGUCCCAGAGGUGGACAGCUGUGUGCCAAAGACCCUGGAAAUGAACGGGAUCACUAUCGAUGAUGACCCCUCGGGUCACAUGCCUGAGCUGUUUGAUGCUUUCAUCUGCUACUGCAACAAGGAUAUCGACUUUGUCCACGAGAUGAUCAGACAGCUGGAGCAGACAGAGUGCAAGCUGAAGCUCUGUGUGUUCGACAGAGACGUGCUCCCUGGGACCUGUGUGUGGAGCAUCACCAGCGAACUCAUAGAAAAGAGGUGUAAGCGGAUGGUGGUGAUCAUUUCAGACGAUUACCUUGACAGUGACGCAUGUGAUUUCCAGACCAAAUUUGCCCUGAGCCUCUGCCCAGGUGCCCGCUCGAAACGCCUGAUCCCAGUCAAGUACAAGCCCAUGAAAAAGAAGUUCCCCAGCAUCCUGCGGUUCCUGACGCUCUGUGACUACACCAACCCCUGCACCACGUCCUGGUUCUGGGGCCGGCUGGCCAAGGCGCUCUCUCUCCCAUAGAUACCGGGCCAGUGCCUGUGCAUUCGGAGCAGCCAGGCCACUGAGGACAGCAUAGCCAUGGACAUGAAAGGAAAGCCAGUCUUCAUCAGGCUCAUUCUGCUUGAAACUCUGCUUUGAUACAGGGCUUGCACUGUUGCUGGAGUGUGGUCUAGAGCAGCGCUUCUCAAUCUGUGGUCUGCCGGCUCUCUUCAGGUGCUUCAUGGAAAGGCUACAUAAUUACAGUUUAUAGAUCCCAUUGCAAACCCCAAAUUUGAGACAUUAAAAAUGCAUACAGAGAAUAUCUCAGUUAAAAAAAAAAAAGUCUAAACUCUCUGUCAUAUAUACUGUUGGAGUGUCUAAAGUGUGUUCUUUACCAGGGAGUUUUCAUGUAUUGCGCUCACAUGCAAUCAACACAGCAGCUUGUAAAGAUAACACCCGAAAAAAAAGAUGUUAUACAGGCUAACUUCACUGUAAC
Messenger RNA from Polyodon spathula (Mississippi paddlefish), 1797 nucleotides. Its product is annotated as myeloid differentiation primary response protein MyD88-like. NCBI's taxonomy places the organism in Eukaryota, Metazoa, Chordata, Actinopteri, Acipenseriformes, Polyodontidae. The coding region runs from base 471 to 1343 and encodes 290 amino acids. Gene Ontology annotation, molecular function: TIR domain binding; Toll-like receptor binding. The record is from RefSeq and is a predicted model, not a curated record. The transcript has 5 exons. Gene Ontology annotation, biological process: MyD88-dependent toll-like receptor signaling pathway; positive regulation of canonical NF-kappaB signal transduction; innate immune response. Gene Ontology annotation, cellular component: plasma membrane.